AGACUUCCUGUGUGUCUGACCACGGACAACACACAGCUCUGCCAUCCACGAGCUGCAUUGUAAGUGAAGCUGGGUUAAAGGUAUGUAGAAUAAUGAUUGCUAUUAUUUGUUUAAAUAUUAUUUCUUAGAAGAAGGGGACAGAGUGCAGUUUGUAAACACUGGUUUAAAAACUCCUUUCUUUUAGAAAGGAGAGAAAGUGAAAUGUAAAAAACACAUAUUUGUGCUGAACCAUGAAUGAUACCGUCACUGAAAUAUCUAAAAACCAUAUUGCUUAAAGGCACUUCUUGCAAUGUGUAAUUCAGCUAAGAUGAUAAUCAAAUGCAUAGCUCUUGAAUACAGAAAAAUGAUACAGAUCCUCCUCCUUUGCUGCCCUUCCCACAGAAUACUGAGAUAAAACUUACUGAGGCCUAGCUACCAAAGGCAGAAUUAGUUGUUCCAUAUCCUAGGCUAGCAUUUGGUACAUAGUCCCUAUUUUAUCAUGAUUACUGAGAACUGUUAAGUCUAACUCAACUGUGUAGAUCAAGACAGUUUUGUCUUAGUGCAUCCAGCGGCUGAAGCACAGUUGGCACGCUGUAGAUUUUGUGUUGUUGCGGUGAGACCACCAGUUAGAAUAAAGAGCUGAUUUGGGCCGGGUUUGGUGGCUCACACCUGUAAUCCUGGUGCUUUGGGAGACCAAGGCCAGAGGAUUGCUUGAGGCCAGGAGUUCAAGACCCACCUGGGCAACACAGUAGAACCACGUCCCUAAAAAAUUUUAAAAAUAAAUUGGCCAGGUGGAGUGGCCUGUGCCUUUAGUUCCAGUUACUUGGGAGGCUGAGAUGGGAGGAUCUCUUGAGGCCAGGAGUUCGAGGUUACAGUGAGUCAUGAUUGUGCCACUGCACUCCAGCCUGGGCUACGUAAGGCAAGACUGGCUCUAAAAAAAAUUUGCUUUUUAAUGAAAAAAAAAAAAAGAGCUGAUUUGGCUCUUUCUUCCCCCAUUUACCCAGAAUUGCUAAAGUGGUAGAUACUGACAAGGUAUCUUAGCAGGGCAGAAGUCUCAUGGUUUGAGUCAGUUGGGACCAAUUGCUGUUGAUGUGAAUUUCUAACUCCUUUGUCAUUCUGAGUGUGUCAGCUGAAUUCACAUAAGGGCAUUCACCAAGGGAGGAAGAGAAAGGCCUUUAGUUUUAAUUAUUUUAUAGUUGAGAAAAUUAGACACAUACUCGGGGUUACGGGGUCUAUUCUGAUUUUUAUUACUCCUAGAAAUUUCAUACAGAUUAUAAUCUGUCUAUCUUGUUAGUAAUAUCUGACUGAAUUUUUUGGAAUAGCUAUGUGUAGAACCCAUUUUAUUACACAGAUUUAGGAAUCUCAGAGGAUCUGAUUCCUUAGUCUCUUAAAUCUUCAGUGGCAUUAAAUGCCAACACAUUGUCCUUGGUCAAGACUACAACGUAGAAAGGAACAAGCUAAUUAACUACUUAGAAUUCCCUCUCCUAAGAGACCACAUCGCCAAAGUGGCACCAUGACACAGCUUGGUGUUUUGUUGGUCACUUUAGGAGAACACCAUUUUGGAGGCCUUGGGUGGAGCUGGAGAUAGAGCCAUGGAGGUAGAAUCGUGUCGGAAAACCUGGGUUUAGCCCCAUUUUGUACUUGGGCGUUUGAGCUAAUCGCUUAAGUCACGUAAAACAACAAGACUAAUAAAGUCUGGGAUACAGACUUUAACACCUCAAGUGCUGCCAAAAGUAUUUAGAAGACAAAGCGAAUCAUAGGCACCCUUCACCGAGCACCUCCUAGACAUCAAGAACCAUGCUAGGUUCCCUACAUUCUUCAUUUAAUGCCAAUAACCCCACGAGGCAGUUAUCACCUUCAUUCUACAAAUGGGCCCCACUCCUACCAAUUAACUGGCUGAAUCAGGAUCUGACCCCGGGCCUGCCAACGCUCCCGCUGGUGGAUUGCCCGCCUUGUCAGCUCGAGUUGGCAGGACGUGGGAGUAAAAACCCGGCGCCCCAGCCUUCACCGUGCUGCACGAGGAAGCUGGCUAGGCAGGCAUGACUUUGUCAGUCAACCAUCCCGCAGCCGGGCCCUGGGCUUUGUUAGCAGCCACUUGGCGAGGGCCCCGGGCGGGUGGGGAGGCGGCGCUUCCUCCAAGAGGAGGUGGGACCCCGGCCCCGACGACCUCGGAGCCGCCCCCGGCCCCGGAUCGCCGACGACACCUCUCGCUGCUUCAGGAGGACCUGCAGGAGGACGCAGACGGAUUUGGUGUGGAUGACUACAGCUCAGAGUCUGAUGUGAUUAUUAUACCUUCAGCCCUGGACUUUGUCUCACAAGAUGAAAUGUUGACGCCCCUGGGGAGAUUGGACAAGUAUGCUGCAAGUGAGAACAUAUUUAACAGACAAAUGGUGGCCCGGAGUUUGCUCGAUACCUUGAGGGAAGUCUGCGAUGAUGAAAGAGAUUGUAUUGCUGUUUUGGAAAGAAUUAGCAGAUUGGCCGAUGAUUCAGAACCAACUGUGAGAGCGGAGCUGAUGGAACAGGUGCCUCACAUCGCACUGUUUUGUCAAGAAAACCGGCCUUCAAUACCAUAUGCUUUUUCAAAAUUCUUACUACCUAUUGUGGUUAGAUACCUUGCAGAUCAGAAUAAUCAGGUGAGGAAAACAAGUCAGGCAGCUUUGCUGGCUCUGUUGGAGCAGGAGCUCAUUGAACGAUUUGAUGUGGAGACCAAAGUGUGCCCUGUCCUCAUAGAGCUGACAGCCCCAGAUAGCAAUGAUGAUGUGAAAACAGAAGCUGUGGCUAUAAUGUGCAAAAUGGCUCCCAUGGUUGGGAAGGAUAUUACAGAGCGUCUUAUCCUCCCUAGGUUUUGUGAGAUGUGCUGCGAUUGCAGAAUGUUUCACGUUCGAAAGGUCUGUGCUGCCAAUUUUGGAGAUAUUUGCAGUGUAGUUGGCCAGCAAGCUACUGAAGAAAUGUUGCUGCCCAGAUUUUUCCAGCUUUGUUCUGAUAAUGUAUGGGGAGUCCGAAAGGCUUGUGCUGAAUGCUUCAUGGCGGUUUCAUGUGCAACAUGUCAAGAAAUCCGACGGACCAAAUUAUCAGCACUUUUUAUUAAUUUGAUCAGUGAUCCUUCACGUUGGGUUCGCCAAGCAGCUUUUCAGUCUCUGGGACCUUUCAUAUCUACUUUUGCUAAUCCAUCUAGCUCAGGCCAGUAUUUUAAAGAAGAAAGCAAAAGUUCAGAAGAGAUGUCAGUAGAAAACAAAAAUAGGACCAGAGAUCAAGAAGCCCCAGAGGAUGUACAAGUCAGGCCAGAGGAUACUCCUUCAGAUCUCAGUGUUAGUAAUUCCAGUGUCAUACUGGAAAACACGAUGGAAGACCAUGCUGCUGAGGCAUCCGGGAAGCCUCUAGGUGAAAUUAGUGUUCCACUGGACAGCUCUUUACUUUGUACUUUGUCCUCAGAAUCUCACCAGGAAGCAGCUAGUAAUGAGAAUGAUAAAAAACCUGGUAACUACAAAUCUAUGUUACGACCAGAGGUUGGCACCACUUCACAAGAUUCAGCUCUCUUAGAUCAGGAAUUGUAUAACUCCUUCCAUUUCUGGAGGACUCCUCUUCCUGAAAUAGAUCUAGACAUAGAGCUUGAACAGAACUCUGGGGGAAAACCCAGCCCAGAGGGACCAGAGGAAGAAUCUGAGGGCCCUGUGCCCAGUUCUCCAAACAUCACCAUGGCCACCAGAAAGGAACUGGAAGAAAUGAUAGAAAAUCUAGAGCCCCACAUUGAUGAUCCAGAUGUUAAAGCACAAGUGGAAGUGCUGUCCGCUGCACUACGUGCUUCCAGCCUGGAUGCACAUGAAGAGACCAUCAGUAUAGAAAAGAGAAGUGAUUUGCAAGAUGAACUGGAUAUAAAUGAGCUACCAAAUUGUAAAAUAAAUCAAGAAGAUUCUGUGCCUUUAAUCAGCGAUGCUGUUGAGAAUAUGGACUCCACUCUUCACUAUAUUCACAGCGAUUCAGACUUGAGCAACAAUAGCAGUUUUAGCCCUGAUGAGGAAAGGAGAACUAAAGUACAAGAUGUUGUACCUCAGGCGUUGUUAGAUCAGUAUUUAUCUAUGACUGACCCUUCUCGUGCACAGACGGUUGACACUGAAAUUGCUAAGCACUGUGCAUAUAGCCUCCCUGGUGUGGCCUUGACACUCGGAAGACAGAAUUGGCACUGCCUGAGAGAGACGUAUGAGACUCUGGCCUCAGACAUGCAGUGGAAAGUUCGACGAACUCUAGCAUUCUCCAUCCACGAGCUUGCAGUUAUUCUUGGAGAUCAAUUGACAGCUGCAGAUCUGGUUCCAAUUUUUAAUGGAUUUUUAAAAGACCUCGAUGAAGUCAGGAUAGGUGUUCUUAAACACUUGCAUGAUUUUCUGAAGCUUCUUCAUAUUGACAAAAGAAGAGAAUAUCUUUAUCAACUUCAGGAGUUUUUGGUGACAGAUAAUAGUAGAAAUUGGCGGUUUCGAGCUGAACUGGCUGAACAGCUGAUUUUACUUCUAGAGUUAUAUAGUCCCAGAGAUGUUUAUGACUAUUUACGUCCCAUUGCUCUGAAUCUGUGUGCAGACAAAGUUUCUUCUGUUCGUUGGAUUUCCUACAAGUUGGUCAGCGAGAUGGUGAAGAAGCUGCACGCGGCAACACCACCAACGUUCGGAGUGGACCUCAUCAAUGAGCUUGUGGAGAACUUUGGCAGAUGUCCCAAGUGGUCUGGUCGGCAAGCCUUUGUCUUUGUCUGCCAGACUGUCAUUGAGGAUGACUGCCUUCCCAUGGACCAGUUUGCUGUGCAUCUCAUGCCGCAUCUGCUAACCUUAGCAAAUGACAGGGUUCCUAACGUGCGAGUGCUGCUUGCAAAGACAUUAAGACAAACUCUACUAGAAAAAGACUAUUUCUUGGCCUCUGCCAGCUGCCACCAGGAGGCUGUGGAGCAGACCAUCAUGGCUCUUCAGAUGGACCGUGACAGCGAUGUCAAGUAUUUUGCAAGCAUCCACCCUGCCAGUACCAAAAUCUCCGAAGAUGCCAUGAGCACAGCGUCCUCAACCUACUAGAAGGCUUGAAUCUCGGUGUCUUUCCUGCUUCCAUGAGAGCCGAGGUUCAGUGGGCAUUCGCCACGCAUGUGACCUGGGAUAGCUUUCGGGGGAGGAGAGACCUUCCUCUCCUGCGGACUUCAUUGCAGGUGCAAGUUGCCUACACCCAAUACCAGGGAUUUCAAGAGUCAAGAGAAAGUACAGUAAACACUAUUAUCUUAUCUUGACUUUAAGGGGAAAUAAUUUCUCAGAGGAUUAUAAUUGUCACCGAAGCCUUAAAUCCUUCUGUCUUCCUGACUGAAUGAAACUUGAAUUGGCAGAGCAUUUUCCUUAUGGAAGGGAUGAGAUUCCCAGAGACCUGCAUUGCUUUCUCCUGGUUUUAUUUAACAAUCGACAAAUGAAAUUCUUACAGCCUGAAGGCAGACGUGUGCCCAGAUGUGAAAGAGACCUUCAGUAUCAGCCCUAACUCUUCUCUCCCAGGAAGGACUUGCUGGGCUCUGUGGCCAGCUGUCCAGCCCAGCCCUGUGUGUGAAUCGUUUGUGACGUGUGCAAAUGGGAAAGGAGGGGUUUUUACAUCUCCUAAAGGACCUGAUGCCAACACAAGUAGGAUUGACUUAAACUCUUAAGCGCAGCAUAUUGCUGUACACAUUUACAGAAUGGUUGCUGAGUGUCUGUGUCUGAUUUUUUCAUGCUGGUCAUGACCUGAAGGAAAUUUAUUAGACGUAUAAUGUAUGUCUGGUGUUUUUAACUUGAUCAUGAUCAGCUCUGAGGUGCAACUUCUUCACAUACUGUACAUACCUGUGACCACUCUUGGGAGUGCUGCAGUCUUUAAUCAUGCUGUUUAAACUGUUGUGGCACAAGUUCUCUUGUCCAAAUAAAAUUUAUUAAUAAGAUCUAUAGAGAGAGAUAUAUACACUUUUGAUUGUUUUCUAGAUGUCUACCAAUAAAUGCAAUUUGUGACCUGUAUUAAUGAUUUAAAGUGGGGAAACUAGAUUAAAAUAUUUGUCUUUUAACUA
Messenger RNA from Homo sapiens (human), 6022 nucleotides. RefSeq names its product protein phosphatase 4 regulatory subunit 1 (gene PPP4R1). Lineage: Eukaryota; Metazoa; Chordata; Mammalia; Primates; Hominidae. The record is from RefSeq and is a predicted model, not a curated record. Bases 2019 to 5027 code for a protein of 1002 amino acids. The transcript is spliced from 20 exons.